AUGCUAAAGUUUAUACGAGGGAAGGGCCAGCAGCCCUCUGCAGAGAGACAGAAGCUGCAAAAUGAACUAUUCGCCUUCCGUAAGACAGUCCAACAUGGAUUCCCUCACAGAGCGUCUGCACUAGCCUGGGACCCGUUACUCCGCCUGGCAGCCCUGGGUACAGCGACGGGAGCAUUGAAAGUAUACGGAAGACCUGGAGUUGAGCUCUACGGACAGCACACCAAUCCAGAAGUUGUUGUCACCCAAAUACAUUUCAUACCAGGAACGGGUCGGCUCAUAUCACUCUGCGAUGACAACAGUCUUCAUUUGUGGGAGAUAAACGAGAAAUCUUUAGUGGAACUCAAAUCACAUUCCUUCGAAGGAAAAAAUAAGAAAAUAUCAUCAAUAUGCGUCGAAUCUUCUGGAAACAACCUCCUACUCGGUACAGAAGGCGGCAAUAUAUACUCCUUGGACUGCAACGCUUUCACAAUACACGAAGACGUUAUUUAUCAGGACACUGUUAUGCAGAACUGUCCAGAAGACUUUAAGGUGAAUCCAGGUGCAGUGGAAUCUAUAUGUGAACACCCCAAGACUCCAAGUCGAAUACUAAUAGGAUACAAUCGAGGUCUUGUAGUGUUAUGGGACAGAGCGACCUCAGCGCCCUCACACACCUUCGUUAGCAACCAACAGCUGGAGAGCUUGUGCUGGAAUGAUGAUGGAGAACACUUCACGUCAUCUCACAACGACGGGUCGUAUGUGACGUGGGAGGUGGCGGGUGCGGCCAGUGACCGCCCGCUUAAGGAGCCCGUCACUCCAUACGGACCUUACCCGUGUAAAGCCAUCUCCAAGAUACUUAACAGAACCAGCGUGAGCGGAGACGAGCUUAUUAUAUUUGCAGGUGGUAUGCCAAGAGCUUCAUAUUCGGACAAAUACACAGUGACUGUUCAGCAAGGAGAAAAACACGUCGCUUUCGACUUUACCAGCCGUGUGAUCGACUUCUUUACAACUACCCCCGUGCCUCCAGACGGCGUCCCUCUACAAGAGGAGCGCCCUACACUACCCGCUGUCAUACAAGUACAGACUGUCAAUCAAGUUGCCGCUACCCUGGUGGUGUUAGCUGAAGAAGAACUAGUUGUUAUAGACCUGUGUGAUGAGAGAUGGCGUCCACUGAGGUUGCCCUACCUGGUUUCGGUACACGCGUCAGCCAUCACCACCGCGCACCUCGUAGACAACGUCGCUGAUAAUGUUUACGAUAACAUCGUGCAAGCUGGCCAGCAACAAACAGAAAACAUUUACUCCGAGAGCCAGUGGCCUAUAUCCGGUGGGAUAGUAGAAACAGUCGAACAGACAGACAAACAGAUCCUUCUCACAGGCCACGAAGACGGCUCGGUCCGCUUCUGGGACGUGACCGGCGUCGUUAUGACGCCUCUAUAUAAAUACACAACCGCCCCACUCUUCAGCGGGCUGAAAAGGUCGACUGCGAGCGGCGAAGAAAUAGGUGAAAAUAAUGAUAGUCAAAACGACGAGGAAGAGUGGCCGCCGUUCAGAAGAGUCGGGACGUUUGAUCCGUAUAGUGACGACCCGCGACUGGCUGUGAAAAGAGUCCUGCUUUGUCCAUUGUCUGGUAUGCUAACAAUCGGGGGUGCUGCGGGGCAUAUCGUUAUAGCGAGUUUAAAAUCCACACCUAGCACGGCGGAAGUCAAAUCUGUAUCCGUGAACAUCGUGUCUGAUAGAGACGGUUUUGUAUGGAAGGGUCACGAUCAAUUAAACCUUCGUUCCGGACCGCUCACCUUCCCCGCCGGCUAUCAAGCUAGCGCAAUAUGCCAGUUGUCUCCUCCAGCCGCGGUGACCGCUCUGUCCGCGCAGUGGGAGUGGGGCGUGGUGGUAGCGGGCACGGCGCACGGACUAGCGCUCAUCGACGCGCUCAAACCCGCGCCUCUCACACACAAGUGCACUCUGAACGCACACGGCUCCUCCGGGGCGGGUGAUACUCCUAUUUCUAGAAGAAAAUCAUUCAAGAAAUCACUAAGAGAAUCCUUCCGAAGACUCAGGAAGGGAAGAUCCCAGCGACGACAGACGACUACUUCAGCCAGUCCCACAUCACCCACACAGCCAGCUUCAAAAAAGAUAACGGAGAAAAUAAAUGAAGCGGACGCUGAUGUGAAGCCCAUCGAGAGAGCAGUUGAAGCGAGGUCCACUGACGACGCGUUCGGGACUAUGGUGAGGUGUCUGUACUUCGCUAGGACCUUCCUUGUGAGCACUCAAAACUCAACGCCGACCUUAUGGGCCGGCACUAACAACGGCACUGUUUACGCGUUCACGAUACACGUACCUAAUACAAACAAGAGGAAAGAAGAACCUGUCACAUGUCAACUAGCGAAGGAGAUACAGUUGAAGCAUAGAGCGCCUGUGAUAGGGAUAACAGUGUUGGAUGGAGCGUCCGUACCGCUACCAGACCCCUUGGAGGUGGAGCGUGGCGUGGCUCCUCUGCCAGAGGCCGGGCCUCAGAAGGUCCUCAUCACAUCCGAGGAGCAGUUCAAAGUGUUCACACUGCCGUCACUAAAGCCGCACAAUAAAUACAAGCUGACAGCGCACGAGGGCGCCAGGGUGCGUCGUACAGCCUUCGCGUGGUUCGAGUGCGGCGGCGGGUCGGAGCGUCACCGCGAGUGGUGCCUGCUGUGUCUCACCAACCUGGGGGACUGUCUCGUACUGUCUCCCGACUUGAGGAGGCAACUCAACGCGGCCGCCGUGCGCAAGGAGGACAUUAAUGGUAUUUCCAGUCUUUGCUUCUCUAAGCGAGGCGAGGCUCUCUACUUACACUCUUCGUCCGAGUUACAGAGGAUAACGCUCUCCGCCACUAAGGUGACCAUAGCUCAAUGCCACGUGUUACUGUCCCCAUGGGCAGCCGCUCUACGCGGGCCGGCCGAGGAGGCGCCACUCACUAACGGUGAACACAAAGAAGAGCCGUCCGAAGCGCCCCACGACGUGACAGCCGCCUCCGCAGACAUCACUGUAGACUCUGUUAGAGAUCACACAACACAGGACAACGCGGCGGGCGACUUGAAUAUUAACUUACAGAAUUCACAAGUGAACACAACAUCUAUGGUGGUAAAGACGACCACGCGGACCACUGUCAAUGAAAAUAAUGCGGAUGGACCCGUAGUCACCACUACUACCACGACCACAAACUCCACGAGCGAGAACAUCCUAGAGCACAGUCGCGAGGAAGGAGUCAUCACACGUAUCGAGACGGGCACCGUGACGGUCCCAGCCGGCACCGACCCCAAGCUGAUCCUGGAGAUGUUUGACCGACAGCGGUCCCCGCUCGCCGUGCCCACACCCGCCGACACAUAG
This is a messenger RNA of Danaus chrysippus (African queen), 3333 nucleotides long. The record is from the annotation of a GenBank genome assembly. NCBI's taxonomy places the organism in Eukaryota, Metazoa, Arthropoda, Insecta, Lepidoptera, Nymphalidae.